Aethina tumida (small hive beetle) is the source of this 394-nucleotide messenger RNA. RefSeq lists its product as uncharacterized. The transcript is spliced from 2 exons. The record is from RefSeq and is a predicted model, not a curated record. Lineage: Eukaryota; Metazoa; Arthropoda; Insecta; Coleoptera; Nitidulidae. Bases 26 to 352 code for a protein of 108 amino acids.
ACAAAAUCGUAGACUAACAAACAUCAUGUCUCUUUCCAAAACUACCCUUUUGUGUUUUGUUCUUUUAACUAUCGUCGUGAUAAUAAAUUGUAGCGAUGUAAGGACGAACACCAUCAACAGGAGCGUGGACAAAAGCACCGCAAACUUGAUAGAAUCCCUCAGACACCAAAUUAAAACGAAAGAAGAGGAAUUGCACAAGGCAGAGAAGACGAACAAGAAUUUCGAACGCAUGAUUCAAUUGGUGAACAUUUUGGGACAAGUUGAUUCAUUUUUGACCGACAGAACGAAAACCAUGAUCAAAAAACUGGCAGUUUUGGCCGACGACAAAGAUUCCAGCGACAAACACAUGUAAUUAUCGUUUAAUUUAUAAUAAAAAUUAAUUAAAGUUUGAUAA